UGGGCGAUUAGUAUUUUGUAUUUAUGCAGUCAGUUUUACAAGACGUUGAGUGUUGUGUGCUGUUGAGGCAUUUUCCAUUUUUUGCAAUUUUUAUCAAACAAUUUGCAAUGGUGUUCGAAAAGUGAGAAUUUGGUGAACUUGCAGGUGAUAGUGAGCGACAAUCGCGCGCGAAAAAUGCAGUUCAACGGGGAGAUAAUAGGCGAUGGGACGUGGAACUUGAGGGUUUUCGUCACGGACCUACAAACGGAGAGACAAAUUCGAGUAAAGGGAGAUGUACACAUAGGAGGUGUAAUGCUGAGGCUGGUCGAAGACCUAGAAAUCUCGAUGGAUUGGUCAGACCAUGCCCUCUGGUGGCCGGAAAAAAAUAUCUGGCUGAGCAGAACCAGGUCUACGCUUGACCAAUGCGGCGUUCACGCAGAUGCCCUUCUGCAUUUCACACCAAUGCACAAAUCCCUAAGAGUCCAGCUUCCUGAUCUUAGGUAUCUUGACAUGAAAGUUGAUUUUUCGAUAAAAACCUUUUCGGCUGUGGUACACGUUUGCAAGGAACUGGGCAUGAGACAUCCAGAAGAGUUAUCAUUUUGCAAGCCUCUGGAACCAAACCACUUGAAAUAUAAUUACAAAGAUAUGCCAAAGAAAAAGCAUGAGCAGAACGGUACGACGAGGAACGGUUUGUUGGCACCAGAUACAAACACUUUUAUCGCCAAUAGUAGUCCAGUGGGAAGUACAGGAAGCUUAGAGAACAGUAGUCCUGUCAUGUGCGCCCCUGUGACGCCAUCUAGGGGACCACCUUCUUCGACCCCAAUUAACAGUCCAGGCAGUACUGGUACCUGGAGGAAAAACGGCUACGCCAAUGAUUUCAACGGUUCCGGGUAUUCUCCAGGCGUGAACAGCCUGAGUCUGGAACAGUUGAAUGGCAGUCUGGAUAGUAGUUUGGCCCAGAGUCCAUCCACACCCAAUCCGGAAGCAAGAAGAUCGCUGGUCAGGCCCAAGUCACUUAUAGAAAAAGCUAGAAUGAAUGUAGCGUGGUUGGAUUCUUCGCUGUCAAUCAUGGAACAAGGAGUAAGGGAACGGGAUACGUUAUGUUUAAGGUUUAAGUUUUACGUUUUCUACGAUCUGAAUCCCAAAUACGAUGCGGUGAGGAUCAACCAGAUAUAUGAACAGGCCAAAUGGCAAUUGCUUAACGAAGAGAUCGACUGUACAGAAGAAGAAAUGUUGAUGUUUGCGGCUUUACAGUUACAAGUGAAUCUGCAAGCCAGCAAACCUCAACAACAAACCAUACCUGAGAGCAAUGGUGCCUCCUUGAGCCCCCUCGAUGACGACAUUGAUGCAGCCCUCAACAAUCUUCAAACAACUCUAGAAGGGUCCAGUUUAAGUACGCGUUCCAGCGAUAUCACAUCGGUACCCGAACUGAAAGAUCAACUUAGAUUUCUCAAACCAAAGCGAUUCACGCUUAAAGCUUACAAAAAGUACUGGUUCACCUGUCGGGAUCUGCACCUGUACAUGUUUAAGAAUCGCGAGGAUAUGGUACAUAGUUCUAGCUGCGUGAUGGACAUCAACCUGAAGGGUUGCGAAGUUACCCCCGAUGUCAACAUCAGCCAGAAUAAAUAUGUCAUAAAGCUGGAGGUACCUAGCAGCGAGGGAAUGACAGAAAUGUAUAUUCGUUGCGACGAUGAAACCCAGUAUUCGAGAUGGAUGGCUUGCUGUCGUCUGGCGGCCAAAGGUAGGUCCUUGGCUGACAGUUCAUAUGAAACAGAGAAACAAACUAUUUUGGACUUUUUGAACUUACAAAGGCGUGCAGAAGAACCGUACAUAAAUCCCAGCAGCUUGGACAUCCAGGUGGAAGACUUUAUCUCGCCUAAAUACUUGAAAAGAUCCAGAGGGAAGCUCACUCAAAGAAUUUUGGAAGCUCAUGCCAACGUUAAAAAUUUGUCAUUGGUUGAUGCCAAAAUGAACUACAUCAAAGCGUGGCAGUUGCUUCCAGAAUAUGGUAUAACACUCUUUGUGGUUAAGUUUAUGGACUGUAAAAAGGAAGAGCUGUUGGGUGUCGCUUAUAAUCGAAUAAUGAAAAUGGACAUCAACUCAGGGGACCAUCAGAAAACAUGGCGAUUUAAUACGAUGAAAGCGUGGAACGUCAAUUGGGAAAUCAAACACAUGAUGGUGCAGUUCGAGGAGGGAAACAUCGUUUUCAGCUGUCUGUCGGCCGACUGCAAAGUAAUUCACGAAUUCAUUGGCGGUUACAUAUUCUUAUCAACCAGGUCGAAGGAUGCCAGUCAAACACUCAACGAAGAACUCUUCCAUAAACUAACAGGUGGAUGGUCUUAACAAUAAAAACAGCAAAGAAGGAAGAGGAUUUGUUAGAAUUUUUGCGCCUUGUUAACACACAUUAACAAUUUCUAGACCUUAUAAUACUUUAUGCAAAUUGUAGACUUUGUCAAUACCAUCCUAACUGUGCAUAGUGGUAAUAUUUGUUUUUUUUACAGAAUUAACUCGUUAUAUAAACUGUUUUAUUUGUAAAUAGUAACUUGUAUCGUGUUUAUAUUUGUUAAUUAUUGAAAGGGUAUUUUACCAUUUUCUUGUAUGAUUCAAGGUUUGACACAAACCUAUUUAUUAAAAUUUGUAACAUAUA
Sitophilus oryzae (rice weevil) is the source of this 2626-nucleotide messenger RNA. Its product is annotated as unc-112-related protein-like. The record is from RefSeq and is a predicted model, not a curated record. Gene Ontology annotation, molecular function: integrin binding. The coding region runs from base 175 to 2322 and encodes 715 amino acids. The transcript has 11 exons. Gene Ontology annotation, biological process: cell-matrix adhesion; integrin-mediated signaling pathway. Lineage: Eukaryota; Metazoa; Arthropoda; Insecta; Coleoptera; Curculionidae. Gene Ontology annotation, cellular component: cell-substrate junction.